CCGCGGUAAAAAUGCUUACGUAUAUACUAAAACCCUAGGCCAAAGAAUUCCCACGGCUACCAUUUCGCCUUUCAUACACGAAUGUAUAAAUUGAAUCUGCUACUCUAUUUUAGUCCAGUUUGCAAGCCAAGGCCUCUAAUUUCGGAUUGCAGUAUGAUGUUGUUUCGAGUGGUAUCGUUAGGUAUGUUUGUUUUCUUAGCAUCACCUCAUCAAUGUUAUCAGGAAGGUAGAAUUAAAGAAUCCGGCGGUCGGCUAAAACGAUCGGUGAUUCUUCUUCCAGCCAACACGAGCAUCACGGUUACUUUCGAUCUUUCAAUGCCUGUCCGUGCACUUGCCUCCCAGGCAGGGUUUUAUAACAUGAGAGUACCUUUUCGCUUCUUCAUACCAACUUACGAUCAGCUAACAUCCUUUUACACCGAGAGUCGCGAGGAUGACGGCAAUCAAAUUGACCAGAUUCAUCGCCAGGAGCAAGAGCGCGCUAACGAUGAACGUCGGUUUAUCUACAGGAGUAUGGAAUCCCUUCUGUCAAGUUUUGGAAUCGAUGGCAUGGCUUGCGUUCAACGGGCUAUCUGUGAAUUAUCUGAGGCACCGAUCGGUCAUAACGAUCUAUUGGGAAACACGUUGAGUCUCUUGCUAACGCCUCCUAAGGUAGCUGAUUUCGGCAAAUGGAUUUUAGGAAACCGCGACGCCACAGGGAGCCAUAAGAUGGAUCAAGAAGAAUGCAUUGCGUGCGAAGUAAUUGAUGAGUCUUACGAAGACGAAUACGUUAAGGCAUAUCAUCAUGGGAAACAAGGAGAUUGCUUACAUCGCUAUGGAUCGGCAUGCCCUAUAUCUUUCUUCAGCAUUUUUAACCUCUAAAUAACAUUACGUUGUCCUUCAAUAUCACAGAUGCAACAUCGACGUUUAUGUAUUAGCCAUUAUCUACCGUCUCAAACAUUUCAGCGUUUCCUUAUUUUUACUGUUAGGAAAGUUUAAUAAACAUCAGUUUUUAAAUGUAAUAGCUGUAUGCGAUUUCACGGAAUAAGGAUCUGUCUAAGUUACGUAAAAUUAGCGGCACUUGAAUUUAAUGUGGGAACACGAGCACGCUGAUUGAAUAUAAUGUAUUACUGUAAGUCCCAUGACGCAUUGCUAGCGAAGAAGUAGAAAUGGCUCAGCCAACAAGGGAUUUUAAUCGGUAAAUAAAUAAACUUUUUGUGACAAAUUUUCUCCAAAAACUUGUCACAUAUCUCGUUAUUUCGUAUUCACUAAGUAAUGCUCAGGAAAUUUUAAUCAACGACCGGCCAAGAAGUAUGGUUAAAGGAGCGAAAACGAGGUGGUCCAAAAGUAAAGCUUUCGGACAAAAGACAAAAGGUAUAGAUAAUUAAAUAUCUAAAACCUAAACACCAGAUGGCAGAUUUAAGAAAAAAUUCACUAGUCUCAUAGUUUAGAUCGUUUAAAAAAGAACUGCCAGGUGCCGCCAUUUCUAUCUCCAGUUUUACUAAAUCGAGUCGUGUUAGGUCAGUACUCAGUAGGUCACUGGUUCGUUCAUAAGUAAUAUCACUAUCACCAGGUCUGGUUAGCAUCUCGAAUCUCUUGUAACGUUAGCACGUU
Daphnia magna is the source of this 1590-nucleotide messenger RNA. RefSeq lists its product as uncharacterized. The coding region runs from base 82 to 858 and encodes 258 amino acids. The record is from RefSeq and is a predicted model, not a curated record. The transcript is spliced from 3 exons. NCBI's taxonomy places the organism in Eukaryota, Metazoa, Arthropoda, Branchiopoda, Diplostraca, Daphniidae.